Molecule: messenger RNA, 1533 nt
Organism: Pyricularia pennisetigena
Lineage: Eukaryota; Fungi; Ascomycota; Sordariomycetes; Magnaporthales; Pyriculariaceae
Exons: 3
Coding region: 1-1533 (510 amino acids)
Source: RefSeq, a predicted model, not a curated record
AUGUCCUUCACUGGUAUCAACGUCGAGUUGGGAAACUACAUUCAGUUUCCGCGCCUCGUACUACUCCGAGAGCCGGAGAAAUCCCAGUCGACAGAAUGUGCUAUAUGCCAGGACUAUUGCCACUACCGUCCGAAAAAAAACGAUAAGCCUGACUCCAUGGCCAUCCUACCCCCCCGGGUCUUGCACGAAGAGUCGGUUUUGAUGCUGUCGGAUACGGUAAGAUGUCCGGACCAGCUUCCGGCAUGCUGUCCCUCGUGUCGUAGAGCGGCGGCGGUGAAGCACGCCUCCAAACUGUUCAGCGUGUAUCAUAGCGAGAUUGACGCGGCCAACCGAGCAUUCCAGGAGUCGAAAUCCGAAGGCGAUCGAGAGAAGCUCAGUGCAGCUGAUAAGAAGGCGCAUCGGAUCCUUUUGUCCUCGUUUAAUCUGCGAGCCCAGUUCGACUGCUUUCAGCUCGCCGACCAGUGCCUCCAAGAUGGGCACCGGUCAAAGUUCGACCGCCAGCACAAGGCUGACUUUGAAGACGGCAGCCCAAGGGGCUUCUCCUGGCAGCUGAGCGACAUGAGCAAGCGGCUAGCCUUGGGCGAAACCCGCGCCAACCUGUUGCGCGAGCCCAAAAUGGCGCAGUGGUACGGCGACGCCAUCGUGGUAGCCAGGGCUCUGGGGCUGUGGCACGCCGCCGUCCGCGAGCGUGCCGGCCUGCCCAGGAGCGACGAGUACGGCACCCUGGCCCAGAUCACGGGCAAGCUCGACAAGGUGUACAAGGUUGCGGACCUGGCGAACAUCAAGAGGCGCAGCGAGAUCCUCGCGCAACGGGCGCUGGCUGAGAAUGGGGCGGACGACAGACCGCCUCGCGGAACUAAGAGACCUGCUCGGCAGCUACCGGACGACGACGAGGACGACAAUGACGAGAACCAUCCGCCGGCGAGGUUCAGGAGGACAGCUGGCGGACGUGUAGCCAUCACAUCCAGCCUCCGCGGCGCUUCUUCUGGUACGUCUGGCGCGUUUUCGCUGCCAGACCAGCAAGAUAUGGAAAUGUAUGAUGCUACAGUAGAUGAUGAUGAGGUAGAGGGAGAGAAAGAGGAGGCCGAAGGCGAAGGCGAAGCACCCCCCAAGAUCCUGAGCCGGGCUUGCAUCGAGCGUCCUUUCCCCUUCGUCAUCAACAACACGGCCGGGUUCCAGGACGCCUGGAGGACUGUCCAGCUCUUGCAGCACCGCUUAAGCGGCCCCAGAGGUGCCGAUCAUGACAGAGACUUCGAAUUCAUUCGUGUUCUCGUCAAAGAACUCGUUGGAUACAGCCAGGAAACCAGACAAGAGUUCAAGAUCAUGCAGGCCCUCAAGGCCAGGAACUUGCGAUAUCUUCGGUUUUGCGGGGCACCCCGGCCCGAAAUACAGAAGGCCGAGGCCGAACUGAAGGAGAUGAAGAAGAUGUACAACCGCGAUGACCUGGGGUUUAACAGCGGCCGGGAGCGAAAUGCUUGCAAUAAUUCUCUACAACGUCUCUAUUUUGAAGGGGGUCUGGAUGACAUGGAGUAG